AUGGAUCCCACCCCCUUCAUCCGGGGCCCUUCGAGCCAGAGGUGUUUCACCUACAGCAGCAGCAUCAGCAUAGGUCCCAAGCUAGUAUGGGUUUCAGAUGUAAAUCCCACUCGCUUGGUCUGUCCCAGGGUUGUGGAGCAAGCAUGGGAUAUUUUAGCAGCUCGGCUCCCACAUCCUCGUGUCUUAGAGAUACUAUAUCGUGGCGGUAUCUACCAUUGCGUAGCUGCUGGUCACGUACAGCAUGACAGGUCUCUUGUGACGGCCAUGAUUGAGCGAUGGCGACCGGAGACCCAUACAUUUCAUCUCCGCACUGGUGAGGCCACCAUCACCCUUCAGGACUUGUAUAUUAAGGAGCCCCGGCAGAUGCCGUCGUAUCGGCAGAAGUUGACCAGGCUCACUGGUUUCGCGCCUUAUGAGGGUCAUAUAUAG
Lycium barbarum (goji berry) is the source of this 429-nucleotide messenger RNA. RefSeq names its product serine/threonine-protein phosphatase 7 long form homolog. The transcript has a single exon. The record is from RefSeq and is a predicted model, not a curated record. Lineage: Eukaryota; Viridiplantae; Streptophyta; Magnoliopsida; Solanales; Solanaceae. Bases 1 to 429 code for a protein of 142 amino acids. Gene Ontology annotation, biological process: meristem maintenance; meristem development.